Fimicolochytrium jonesii is the source of this 1110-nucleotide messenger RNA. RefSeq lists its product as uncharacterized. The transcript has a single exon. The record is from RefSeq and is a predicted model, not a curated record. NCBI's taxonomy places the organism in Eukaryota, Fungi, Chytridiomycota, Chytridiomycetes, Spizellomycetales, Powellomycetaceae. Gene Ontology annotation, molecular function: translation elongation factor activity. Gene Ontology annotation, biological process: translational elongation; peptide biosynthetic process. Gene Ontology annotation, cellular component: cytoplasm. The coding region runs from base 223 to 921 and encodes 232 amino acids.
UUUCCGACGCUGACAACCUUCUCGCUUCCGAGCUCUCCGGCGUUCCAUUGCCUCCACCGGGUUGCCACCUCCAGUCAUACGCACACUACACUCAAAUACACCAGACAAGAACGCUUUCCGUGAGCUGCCCAAACCAGAACGGAAACUGUUGUUCAUGCCGUCGCUCUUUGAAGGGACGUUGCAGCCCGUCUUACCACCGAGAUUUUACCACCUUUUCCCACGAUGAGCUUCCAGUGCGUACGCUCAAGAUGGGCGCAACUAUCCGGUCUCACAAGCGGACCACGGUCCAGCCUCAUCAAUAAAUCUCCGCAACGCAUUCUCCUCCGCCCAUCCCACCGUGAACUCCAAACCUCAGUCAACCAAAUCAAACGCGGCACCGUCCUCGAUUUCCGGAACAAACUCUGGAUAGUAAACAACAUGACCCACCACUCGCAAGGCCGAGGCGGAGCGCACUACAAACUCGACUUGCGAGAAGUGCUAGGCGGUGGGAAGCUGCUUGAGAGGUUCAACGCGGGCACAAUGGUGGAGACGGUCGACCUGCAAGUGAAACAGCUGAAAUUUAUGUAUGCGGACCACGAGCUGCACUUACUUGACCCGGUGGACUAUGAGGAGCAUGUGGUGCCGAUGUCGUUGUUUAGUGCUGGGGACAAGGGGCUCCCGUUCCUCAAGGACUCGAUGGAGUUGAAGGUGGAGUAUUACGAGAAUACGCCAGUUAUUAUCAAAAUGCCAGAACGGGCCACGUAUGAGGUUGUGAACACGGCACCACCUGCAUCGUCGGGUGCGAGCGACAGCAAAGGGACAGCGUUCAAGGAUGCGGAGUUGGAGACUGGUGCUCGGGUGCUUGUACCCGAGUUUGUGACUAUCGGCGAUAAGAUCGUGGUUGAUUUGCUGGAGCACAAGUACGUGACAAGAGCCCGUUGAGAGAUCUGCAUUCUCCAAUGCGGACAUGCCGCGCAUGGGGAUGAAAAGGCAUUGCUGCAAGAGAAACGCCGAAUAUCUUCCAUUGUAUCUAUCGUAUUCUACCCAAGGAAUGCUCUACAUAUUUUAGACAUAAAUACUAUGUACAUUUGCGUGGUGACCUCAAAAGUAACCCGCGCUCUGCAUCUCUAU